UGUGGAAGAGCCAAAAAUAGAGAAGUGGAAAUAACAAAAAAAUGUUUUAAAGAAGUUCAAACUGUAGCACCAUCCCGCUCACGCAGCCACGCUCCUCUCUCCUUAUAUGAAACACUCUCUGAAGCCACAGUUCACUCUCUCUGGCCUUUUCGCCUUCUCUAAGAGAAUCGAAAACAAAAAAAGAAGGAAAAAAAGCCUAAAAAGGAGAGAAUAAAUUUGUCUCUAGACCUCUUCAUUUGCGGUCUCGGAGCUCCCCAAAGAACAAAAUGCAGGUUCAAUGAUAAAAUUUUCAAUUUAAACACCAUGCCUCGCUCUUCCAAAAGGCUAGCAAGUAUGAAUAAAGAAAAUGAACCUAUUGAAAAUUUUGAAGAGCCCAUAGGACGAAUUACACGAGCAAGGUCUAAAGCCUUGGCGGCAGCAGGAGGAAUAUGCUUCUCCUCAAGACCAUCGUUCAAACAGGACCAAAAACAUGUUCUUGGAAUGAACUCUAAACGAGCAGCAUCAGAUGAGAACAAGGCUUCUGUGACUGCCACUGUUGGCCUUCAGCCUAAAAGAAGGGCAGUUCUUAAAGAUGUGACGAAUGCUUCUUCUGACAGUUUGUACAUGGACUGCAUAAAUGCAACUGAAAUUCAGACCAUCAAGAAGACUAAUACAGGCCCUAGUCAGAAGAACAAAGAAAUGGUUGAGGAUAACUCCAUGGAAAUCCCAUCAGUUGAAGAGGAUGUGAAAGCAAGGUUAGCUGAAGACUUGUCAAAAAUAAGGAUGGUGGAAGCACAAGAAAACACUUUACCAGUAAUACUUGAAGAAAGUGAACUAGCAGAACCUUUGAGUCAUUGUGCAAGAGAAUGUGCUGUAGCAGAUGCAAUGCCUCCAAUACCAGCUUCCAUAAUGGCUGUUGUAGUCCAAAGCCCUCAAGAAAAAGAAGAAAAUGGGGUUUGUGAGAAACUAGGAGCCUCUAAAGGUGUUGUGGACAUUGAUUCAAACCUAAAAGAUCCUCAAGCGUGUGGCUUGUAUGCCCCAGACAUAUACAAUAAUAUACGUGUUACUGAGCUUAACCAAAGGCCUUCAACUAAUUAUAUGGAACAGUUGCAGCAGGAUAUUACCCCAAGCAUGCGAGGAAUUUUGAUUGACUGGUUAGUGGAGGUUUCUGAAGAAUAUAAGUUAGUCCCAGACACACUUUACCUCACAGUGAGCCUCAUUGAUCGUUUUCUUUCUCACAAUUUUAUUGAAAAACAAAGACUCCAGCUACUUGGUGUUGCUUGCAUGCUAAUUGCCUCAAAGUAUGAAGAGAUUUGUGCACCAAGAGUGGAAGAAUUUUGCUUCAUCACUGAUAAUACCUACACAAGAGGGGAGGUGUUGAAAAUGGAGAGCAAAGUUCUGAAUUUCUUGUAUUUUCAGUUAUCUGUUCCAACCACAAAAACAUUUCUCAGGAGAUUCAUUCAAGCAGCACAAGCAACUUACAAGGUUCCUUGUAUAGAACUAGAGUUCUUAGCAAAUUAUUUAGCAGAGCUGACUCUUCUUGAUUACAACUUCUUAAAGUUCUUGCCUUCACUCAUAGCUGCAUCUGCCGUAUUCCUUGCCAGACGGACUCUCAAUCAGUCAGACCAUCCAUGGAAUCCAACCCUGGAGCAUUAUACUAGUUACAAGGCGUCAGAGCUGAAAACUACUGUACUUGCAAUGGAAGAUUUGCAGCUCAACACUAAUGGUUGCUCCCUCAAUGCUAUACGUGAGAAGUACAAACAACCGAAGUUCAAAUGCGUGGCAACAAUGACUUCCCCAGAAGGAGUUGUAUCAGUCUUCUCAAGAUGAAGGAAAGAUGAUUUAUUUUCUAAAACCAUAACCAUUCCCCUGCUUGGAGAAUGAUCAAAUCUGAUUCCAAUCUUCAAAGGUUUUACAACUUUCAGUUAUUCUAAUCUUUCUUAUUAUUUUUUUUUUCUUUUAAAUUGUCGCUUCAAUUGUUGUAACAUGUUGUCUGUCUGUUUCUGGUGCUUCCAGACCAACUUCACUGUAACCUUGUAAUUUGCUAGUGUCACAUUUUAGACUCUCGAUUUUAGUUUUUCUACAGGCAGAAUAAUAAUCUUUUCAGAACUUCCUUUCCACCACUAGAAUUUUCAUUUGCUAGUUUGCAAGUUGGCAAUUGAAGUUGUACUUAAUUUGAAGACGACUCUUUGUAAUCUAAUUAAAAUUUU
Molecule: messenger RNA, 2189 nt
Organism: Durio zibethinus
Lineage: Eukaryota; Viridiplantae; Streptophyta; Magnoliopsida; Malvales; Malvaceae
Gene: CYC3B
Product: mitotic-like cyclin 3B from Arabidopsi
Biological process (GO): mitotic cell cycle phase transition
Molecular function (GO): cyclin-dependent protein serine/threonine kinase regulator activity
Source: RefSeq, a predicted model, not a curated record